This is a messenger RNA of Balaenoptera musculus (blue whale), 7847 nucleotides long. It is a transcript of the gene ERC1, whose product is annotated as ELKS/RAB6-interacting/CAST family member 1. Gene Ontology annotation, cellular component: cytoskeleton of presynaptic active zone. NCBI's taxonomy places the organism in Eukaryota, Metazoa, Chordata, Mammalia, Artiodactyla, Balaenopteridae. The transcript is spliced from 13 exons. The record is from RefSeq and is a predicted model, not a curated record. Bases 2083 to 3828 code for a protein of 581 amino acids. Gene Ontology annotation, biological process: regulation of synaptic plasticity; neuromuscular synaptic transmission; maintenance of presynaptic active zone structure. Gene Ontology annotation, molecular function: structural constituent of presynaptic active zone.
AUGAAUUUUCAAUAUUACUAAGUAUAAGUUAUUAAAGUAAAAGAAGAAAAGCUUUUUUAGCUAUUGUUAAGUGCUCCUUAGUCCGUGUGUAUAAAUAAACUAGCCUCCUUCUACCCCUUGAAAGGCUAAACAGACUGUCUUAAUACUAUCAUGAUAUUGAUCCUGAUAUCAAGUACCUUUGGUUCUGCCCACCAGCUUUAGUGUGUUAUGUUUGACUAUACACGGAAGUACAUGGAAGAUGCUCUUCUGCAUUGGCAGUGGUUUGGUACCUCCACCCUUCCUUCUUUGCUUCUGUAGGGGAGAAUAUUUUCAUAUGUGACCGUAGUAAUAACAUUGUGUUUAUUGAUAAACACUACUUAAUAACAAGGAAUCAUUUAUGGAAAGAUGCUUGAGACAUCUUUGUGUGAUUCUUCUUCCCCCCCCCCCCGCCCCCCAUCAUAGAACAUAUUAUUUAUAGCACAGUGAUUAAGAGUAGAAUUCUGGAGCUAGAUUGCCUAAUAAUUAUAGUCUUGUGGCGGAGCUUCAAUAGUUGUUAUACAUAGAUUUCUGAAAACAGUGCCUGAUACAUACCACGCUCUCUGUGUUAGUGGUGCCUCUUGUCACCACUGCCGCCGCCUCCUCCACCACCCCCAUCACGAGUAAUUUUUUGUUGUUUUUAUCAUAUUGCCAUUUUAGGGAUUCUGUGGUUUCUGUUUCUACAAAAUGGAAAGUUUUUUUCUUGGGUAGAUAUUCUGAGCAUAUUUAAAGGAGUAUUUUUCCACUUAGCAUGAUUCUGAAGCAGUCAUCUUUAUCAUUAAUAGUCGAGUAUGUGCAUAACUGAUCCAGUUUUUCUCUUAGCUGUUGUAUUCAAAGCUUUUGUAAAUAGUGUAUUUUAGAUCCUGUGGAUAAUUGAACUUGGUAUAGAAUGGGAUUUCCACUAUAUAGUUUAUAGAAAUUGCAUAGUAAAUACUGAAAUGGUGUGAUAUGGGACUAUUAGGGUGAACAGUUUUCACAGCCUCUAUAUUGGAUUAGUUAAAAGAAGAGAAUAAUGGCAAGAUUAAUAUGAUAGCAUUCAUACACCCCUUGGUUAGCAACGUCUGAACCCAGAGAGCCUUGAUCACAAAAUCACGAUUUUGAGUCUCAACCAAAGUGAGGAUAUAUGAAAGGAGUUUUCAGUAGGAUUCAGCUGCUGUCCAUCAUGAUGCUGGGUAAACGGAAAGUGCUUUGUACACACCCAUCCUCCCACACACCACACAGAGCCUCUUUUGGGUUAAUGCUCUUGCAGCUGGUUUGCACAUAUCUGUAUCUACUGCAAGUCUUCCUUGCCGAUAGCAGCUUGCCCAAAGGAGACAGCUCUAGUGAGCGCUGCCCUUUCUUCACCGUGGAAUGGCUAUUUCUGCUCUCCAGGAAUAGCCAUCCUCUUCCUCCCCUCCAACUCAACAGUUUAGACAGCUGGCUAAUUGGAUAAGAAAGUAGCUUAGGGAGAACUUGUUAAUGGGGAUUUUACCUGGUUUAGCAGCUUCUGCACCUGAGUAUAUCAGGAAAAGUCUUUUUGUUUGUUGGUUUGUUUGUUUGUUUUUGUUUUUGCUGGCAAAGAAUAAUGGAUCCCUUUAAUAGUUGGACUACAUACAAAUUAUACAAGUGGAAUUGUUAACAGUUAACAUCUUAAUUAUUUCUUAGAUGCUUAUGAUGGAGGAGAAAGAAGGGUAUAAUCCUUAUUAUGCAUGUAAGGGCUGUUUGUAUAUUAGGUGGGCUCAUAAAACAAAUCUCUGGUUUCUUGUAUGUAUAACUUGGUUGGUUCUAUGAAGUUUUAUUUUUUAAAAAAGGCGGUUGUACUGCUCUUUCUUGGUAAAAAAGUCUAAUCAACAGAAUGAUGAUAUCUUUUUUGUGUGUGUAAGGUUUAUAUGUCAGCAACUAGGAUGACCCGCACAGCUGGUUAAAUAGGUAAACACCAGGGCAUUGCCUCCUGUAUGUUAUGGAGUACUAGAUUUUUAAGUGGCAAAAUCUCUUUAGUGGUUGUGAAUUUACCUAAGUAUUGAUCCAUAUGAGAUUCCAAUAGGAGUGUCUGAUUAAACUAAAGGAAACUAAUGCUUUUCAUAUGUGAUGGUCUUUUCUCUCACAGUAUGCUUUGGACUUUAUCGGCAUGGAAAAGACUGGAGCCAGUUGCAGUGGUUCACCUGUAGGAUUCUUCCUUCGUUAAAGAGUGAAAAUCCAAGCCUGACAAUUGAAAAGCUCCAAGAGCAACUUAGAGAUAAGGAAAAGCAGAUGAGCAGCUUGAAGGAGCGAGUCAAAUCCUUGCAGGCUGACACCACCAACACUGACACCGCCUUGACUACUUUGGAGGAGGCCCUUGCCGAGAAGGAGCGGACAAUCGAACGCUUAAAGGACCAGCGGGACCGAGAUGAGCAAGAAAAGCAGGAGGAAAUUGAUAACUACAAAAAAGAUCUUAAAGACCUGAAAGAAAAAGUCAGCCUGUUGCAAGGCGACCUCUCAGAGAAAGAGGCUUCACUCUUGGAUCUGAAAGAGCAUGCUUCUUCCCUGGCUUCCGCAGGAUUGAAAAAGGACUCACGGCUUAAGACACUAGAAAUUGCUUUGGAGCAGAAGAAGGAAGAGUGUCUGAAGAUGGACUCGCAGUUGAAAAAGGCACACGAGGCAGCAUCGGAAGCCAGAGCCAGUCCAGAGAUGAGUGAUCGAAUACAGCAAUUGGAGAGAGAGAUUGCCAGGUACAAAGAUGACUCUAGCAAGGCCCAGGCAGAAGUUGACCGCCUCUUGGAAAUCUUGAAGGAGGUGGAAAAUGAGAAGAAUGACAAAGAUAAGAAGAUUGCUGAGUUGGAAAGUCUCACCUCAAGGCAAGUGAAAGACCAGAAUAAGAAGGUAGCAAACCUGAAGCACAAGGAGCAGGUGGAGAAGAAGAAAAGCGCGCAGAUGCUGGAGGAGGCCCGGCGCAGGGAGGACACCCUCAGCGACAGCUCCCAGCAGCUGCAGGACAGUCUCCGUAAGAAGGAUGACAGGAUUGAAGAGCUGGAAGAAGCACUAAGAGAAAGUGUACAGAUAACUGCAGAGCGAGAGAUGGUGCUGGCACAGGAGGAGUCAGCCAGGACCAGUGCUGAAAAACAGGUGGAGGAGUUACUGAUGGCCAUGGAGAAGGUAAAACAGGAGCUGGAGUCCAUGAAGGCGAAGCUGUCCUGCACUCAGCAGUCACUGGCAGAGAAGGAAACUCAUUUGACCAACCUUCGGGCCGAGAGAAGGAAACACUUAGAGGAAGUUCUGGAGAUGAAGCAGGAAGCCCUUCUGGCCGCCAUCAGUGAAAAAGAUGCCAAUAUAGCUCUUUUGGAGCUUUCAUCCUCAAAGAAGAAGACCCAGGAAGAAGUGGCUGCCCUGAAGCGGGAGAAGGACCGGCUCGUGCAGCAGCUCAAGCAGCAGACACAAAAUCGAAUGAAGCUCAUGGCCGACAAUUAUGAGGAUGACCACUUCAGAUCCUCCCAUUCCAGUCAAACCAAUCAUAAACCCUCCCCAGACCAGAUCAUCCAGCCCCUCUUAGAACUUGACCAAAACAGAAGCAAACUAAAGUUGUACAUUGGACACCUGACAGCCCUCUGCCAUGACCGAGACCCCCUGAUCCUUCAAGGACUCACUCCACCAGCUUCCUAUAACUUGGACGAUGACCAGGCAGCAUGGGAGAAUGAGCUGCAGAAGAUGACCCAGGAACAGCUUCAGAACGAGUUAGAGAAGGGUGAGCGGGACAGCUCAGAGCUACAGGAGUUUGCCAACGCCAUCCUGCAGCAGAUAGCAGACCACUGCCCCGACAUCCUGGAGCAGGUGGUCAGCGCCCUGGAAGAGUCAUCGUGACCGUCUCCGUGGGGAGCGGCCAGCCCAGUAGCCCGCUUGAUGAGCCCAGGAGCCGAGAAGGAAGAAGUACGAGGAGGGGGCGCUCAGACGGCUCUUGGCAGCAAACACACACUCCAGACUCUGCCCUGUCUUGGUUAGUCCCGCGAGUGUGGCUCCAGCACCGUUUCUGCGUCUGUCUUCCUAUCUUCUGCUGUUGUCUCUGCGCUAAUUGUCCUGCUGUCCAGGGUGGGUGAGUGGCCGAGCCUCCGUGGAGAGCUGCCGUCCAGCCAUCAGCAGUGACACCGUGGACGCGGGCGGCUGUGCCCUGACAGAGGGACACGGGGGAGAGCCCUCCUCCCUUCUGUCCGUGGCGUGAGGACUAAGUCUGGACCCUGCAGAGCUCAGCUCACUGAGAGAUGCCUUCCCUGCAGACCAGGGUGCCGCGUGUUCUAAUGUCACAACAGGUGCUUUCUCGUAAAAGGGUAAAAAAGACAAAAAACAAUCUCAAAAAGAGUGUUAAAAAAAGAGACGGUGGGGAGAGAGAGCAGGGACAGAGAGCCGACCGACUCUUCUCUUUCCCGCCGUCCUGGUUGCUCUCCACGAGGGCCGCCUGUGCGGGACUGCGGGCGGGCUGCGCCGGGGCUCGGAGAUCCUGGCCUCCGGGCCUCACUGGUCCCUGCGCUUCUCCUAGCCUCUGGCGCGAGUCCCUCUCGUUGAGGACCUUUGGCUUGGUGUGUCAGAUCACAUCUGUCACUGACAGAGAAGAGGGCAGUGUGGUCACCCCUGCAGCUCUGCUUCUGUGGAAGGCGACCGGUCCUCAGGGUCAGGCCGGCUUCUCCCAAACCCCUCCCUCGUCAGCAGUCUAGGCCCCAAAGCGUGCUUCUGCCUCGCCCCAGCGCCCGUGCUCCCCGCUCAGCGGCCCAGCCUCCCCCCUUCAGCUUUCCUCCUGGUCCAGAGCUUCUGCUUCGGAUGAGUGUUUCUCAUCCCACACGCGUUCCUUCCCCCUUUCUUUCAUUCGGAUAAUCGUUACGAAGUGCCUACUGUGUGCAAGUCGCUGUCGGACACCCAUCCUGGAAGAAAGCCUCUCUGCAGGGAGGGAGGGCAGUCGAGGAUUCUGUGAGACCCACCUGGUCAAGUCAGAACAGUACAAGGCAUACCCUUCCCCUCCCCCAUCUUAAUAGAAGGUAUCUUUUCCAGAAAAAUCUUCCACAAAUCAGCAUUUCUCGUUAUAAUGGAAUUUAUGGGUCGUGGGGGGCAGAGGGCUGAGUCCCUUACUCGCCUGCAGGAUCCCAUCUGGUGACUCGGGAUUCGGGGUUUUGUCCCCUGAGAGAGUGGACUGUUUAAUGGGCUGCGCAACGGUGGAUGGUGUUUUCUCCACACGUCCAGGUGCACCUUGUCGAACUCGGCCAGGUCCAUGUUGCAAAUCAGAAAAUUGACCCCAAAGUUGCAAAUCCUGUGGAAGGUAUUGACAUCUUCCCCGAGCGUAGACAAUGGCAGUCUUAAGUAUCAGGCACCAAGAAGUAGACCACUUCACCCAGCUCUGUAGCCCUUUGACCACCUCUCUGGCCAGACACCCACCAGACACUCACAUCCUGAUAAGAGUUGCUGGGCUAGAUGGGUCUGUCUUGCGUUCUCUCCUUUCUCCCCCCAAGUUCUCCGAUGCUGCCUGUUAGGUCCUCACAGCCGUCAGUCCUGUAUCUUCCCGCCAGCAGCCUGUGACUGUGCCAUUAACCUAUAUGGUCACAUCUCCAGCUGCCCUGACUCCCUGCCGUAAAACAAGCUCUCCCUGUGAGAAGCUGUGCAGUGCUCCUUAUCGAAGGUUUAAAUGGACUCUGCUCAUAAAUUUCUUACUGAGAUGCUUCCUGACAGCCAGGCUGGCCGGAGAGGGGGUGCAGCGGAGGUUAGACAGUAAGUGGUGGCCGUUUGUGGUCAAUUACCUCAGUCCCAUUUAUUUAUGGCACGGCCCAUAAAUCACGUAGGAAGCCCCCAGUAUUUUAGGGCUGGAGUCUCGGAAUCUCACGCUGUCCACCACAGUGCAAGACCUGCGGUAGAACGACACCCUCCCCGGGACCUCAGCAGACAGGGAGCGGGAGCAGAGGCCCCUUGCAGAGCAGCGGCGGGCCUGGCCGGCUUUCCUCCAGCUGCUCUCCCGGGUCCUGCUGACUCCACGUUACCCGUCAGAUGCCAUCCCUGCCACCUGCCCUGCUGCCUGCUCUCCUUCCUGUGCUUCCCCUCCAGAGCCUUAUGGGAUUCCUCUGGGCAAGUGCUUCUGAGAAGAACAGUUUCUGGGCAGACGCCAUCUGUCUGUCUCUGAACCACAGCGGGACUCUCCUCGGUGCGUCUUGGGUGGUCAUCCUAGCAUCUCAAAUGGUUCUAGGGGCUGUUUGGUCCUGGAUGAAAGUCGGCUCUGGCUAAAGUUUAAGAGUGAACAAGGACCUGCCUUUAUACCACAGGCAAAGUUAACAUAGUUUCUAGCAUUUAGAGUGUCUUACUAAGUUUAGGUCAUUCCUUGAGCCAACAUUUGCUAAAUGCGCAAUUCCCAUCACACGAGGUCUGUCGUUCCGUGACCUCUUCUGAUAUUCGUGGUUUCACAAGUUCAUGGAGCUGCUACCGAAGAUCUGUAACCUUGAAAACUCACUGCGGGUUACCUGUGAUGUUCACCAAACUCCUCCAUCCCAUUGGCAAGUCUCGUUCCCCUUAGCACCUGAAGCUCUGUACCCAGAUCAAAGUCAUCAUGAAGGGGGAAGCAAGAGGGGGGUGGGUGGCAUCCGCCCUGGGGCUCAGGACAGAAGAAGGACAAUGCGACCGUCUCCUCUUCCCACGUACCUCCAUCCCAGGCGUUCACUGAGCUCUUGAUGCAGCGUCUGGAUUGAGAUUUGCAAGGACUUGGAUACCGUUUGAAAUGGAAAAGAUUUUAAGUGGGCUUUAACAUGUGAAGAAAUGUGAAUGGGAAUCCCCAAAUCCAUCUCGGCUCUAACCUUGACCGUGUACCUUACCAUCUGAAGGCUCCUCUCUUCCUGACACUUGGGCUUUAGAAAUACUAGUGAAGCAGACGGGACCCGAGGCACCUCCAGUGUGGAUGGCGGCAACGGGGCUCGGCCCUUUGUGUCCAUAAGGGUCUGUUGGGUUUUCCGCAGGAGCCACUGGCUCACCCGCUCCUCAGAGGGAGGGGAGAAGAGGAAGUCGUCUCCAAGUUUUGGCCUAUGGCUGAUGGUCCGGAUCGGCGUUGGGAUUCGCUGCUGGAGUCCUGCUGUUCCCACCCGCGCGCCCUCCUGUGGAGCCCACUGUGUAAGCACAGGCCCACGGGCGGCCUCGGGGCCUUUGAGGCGAGAGCAGGGGAGGAGGGCGUGGCCAUGCAGAUGUGGCCCUCAAGUGGGUUUUCCCGAGUCCCCAGGAACCCUACGUCCCGCCCCCGCAGCUUCAUCUCCCACCGCUGGGAGCCCAGGGCUGCGGGAGGAGAGGGGAGGGUGCGGGGGACCGGGGUGGGGGGGAUGGCGGGCAGCUGGACCGAGCAGACCUGGGCCCACCCGCACUGCCGGCCCCGGCUUCUUGGCAGGGACGCACCGUCAGGUGUCUUCAGAGGAAUCUGGUGUUUCCCCCACGUGAACUAAGGGAACAUUUGGGCAAGAAGAAAACAUCCAGGGGAAUCCUUCUGAACAAAAUGGCUGUCUUACUCUUUUUAAGCAAAACUUUCCAAACUUUUUAGUGUCAAAACUGUAACCAAGUGUCUCCUGGUUUCUUCCAAUGUGUUUGGCGAGUGCUGUGACCCUAUUGUAGGUAUUUCUCCUCCUGACUCUUGGGGGAGAGAUGGUUUUAGGGAUUGAUUUGGGGGAGUGGGUUUUUGUCCCACACCCACCUCCCCUUUUGUUUCUCUGCUUGUCGGUGUUGUCUGUGUGGUUCAGAGAAUUGGGGCGGUUACAUUGUGUCCAUUGUUGAGAUUAUUAAGAUAUUACAAAGUAGUUGUAGAACUGAAAAAUUAAAGAGCUGUGUUUCAAAAACUCCCACCAAUAUCACGUUAAUAAAGGAAUUCAAGCUCUGGG